AUGAAUGAAAUAGGAACAGUAAAAACAAAUCAAAAACGUCUAUAUGAAUUUGAACAAAAUUUUUCUUCAAAACGUUCUAAAUAUGAUGAACAGUAUGAUAGUUCAACAACUGAUACUGAAUCGAUAUAUUCUAGUAGUGAUACAGAAAAAUCAAAAAUAGAACAAAAUGAUGAUGAUGAUGAUUAUAGUGAUAUCGAAGAUUUCGAAGAUAAUUCAACUAUAUCAACAGAUCAAUCUCGAUACAAUCCAGUUGUUUUUAAUAAAACAAUUCUUCAACAAAAACAAUUUUUAAGUAGACAUUCAAAAAAAUUAUUAAAACAAUUUAAAUAUUUUUAUGAACAUAGUAAAAGAAAACCUAUUGAAUCAACAACAACUAUAGAUGAUAAUAUAAAUCAAAGAAAAAAAUUACGUUGGGAAUUAAGAAAUACAUUUAAUCGAAAUGAUCUUUUUAAAGAAGGUUAUGCAGUUUUAUCAGAUGAAUCAUUUCCAUUUUAUUCACUUUGUUAUAUGUGUGGUUCAAUGGGUAACGAUUUAAUUUAUUGUAAUAGCUGUUGUCAAGCUUAUCAUAGAGCUUGUUUAAAUCAAUCUGAAUGUCCAAAUUUAUGUCCUACACCUGAAUCAUGGUUAUGUCCAAAUUGUAUUGUAUGUAAUAUAUGUGGUUUAGUAAAAGAUUCUCAAUUAAUAUCUUGUUCGGAUUGUAAAAGAAUAUUUCAUAUUAAAUGUAUAAAACAAUCAAAAGAUGAACAACAAUAUUAUAAUAUUCGUAAUCCUAUAUGGUUUUGUCCAUUAUGUAUUAAAUGUGAUUGUGGACAAACAAUAAUAUCAAAUGAACAAAAUUUAUUAUCAUUAACAAAAUCAUUUUCAUCACAACAAUCACUUAUGUGUUUAGAUUGUUUAAAUAAUAUGAAAAUAAUUCGAACAAAUAAAAUAAAUCAAAUUAAAAAAUGUCAUCUAUGUGAAAAAUUUAUUGAACAAUUUAUAACAAAACCAAAAUCAUUAUUUUCAUUAACAUUAAUUGGUAAUAAAAUAGAAAAAAAAAAUCAAAAUUUAUUACAAUGUAUUAAAUGUAAACAUUAUUUUCAUCCAAAAUGUGAUGGAUAUUUAAAUGAAGAUAUUAUAUUAAUACCAUAUAUUAAAAAUAUAUCGACAAAUAUUAUUUGUUCAAAAUGUAAUUAUGAUCAAAAAGAAGAUAUUCAAAAAUCUUUAAUUAAUUAUAAACUUCAAGUUAUAAAAAAUACAAUAGCAAGUAUAACAUCAACAUUACAAAUAAUGAUAUCAGAAGAAAAUCGUUUAAAUAAUAUGAAAUAUUAUAUGUCUAAUCUUCAACAAUUACAUCAAUCACGUAAUCAAUUAUUAAAUUUACAUGCUUUUAUUAAUGAUUUAUUUAUAAUUGUUCAACAUUUACUUGAUAAUAUUGAUAAUCGUCAAUGGCAAGCAGCAAUAAAUAAUUGUAUAAAUGUUCAAUGUCCAUGGUUCAAAACUUCAAAUUUAUUUUCAAAUAAUAAAUUAUUAUUUUGUUCAACAACAAAUACAUCUAUAAAUAAUUCAAAUAUUUUAUUAAAUCAUUGUUUUUUAUUACCAUCUAUUGAUCAUACAUAUUCAUUAAAUAAUGAACGUCUUUUAUUUCAAUCAAAUUUAUAUAAAAAUAAUUUAUUAACAUCAAGUGAUUCAUUAUUACGUUAUAUAAAUAAUAAAUUUGAAAAUAAAUAUUUAUUUGAAAAUUUAUAUCAAAUUGAUACACGAUUAUGUCAAUUAUGUCAAACAUAUGCUGAUAAUUUUUCAUCAAAUAUUUCUCGUCUUAUAUCAAUUGGUAUUAAUCAAUGGAUACAUAUUGGUUGUAUACUUCCAAUUUAUUCAAAAAAUCUUGAUCAAUCACCAUAUAUUUUACGUAAUAUACAUGAAAUAAUAAAUCGUUGUCAAACAAAAUAUAAAUGUGAUUUAUGUUUUAAAAUGGGUGCUACUGUACAAUGUUAUGAAAAUGAUUGUAAUAUACGUUAUCAUUGUCAAUGUAUUGAAAUAUAUUAUUCAAAAAUUGAUAGAAAUUUACAACAAAAAUUAAAUAUUAUUAAUGGAUUAUUACCAAAUUUAACAACUUUAUGUUUAAAACAUUGUAAACAACAAAUAAAAAAUAAUAAUGAUAAUCAAAUAGAUGAAUCUGUAAUAAAUAAAGAUAUCAAUCUUCCAAAAUUAAAAUCUAUUAAUUUAUCAUCAACUGUCUAUGCUGAUCUAUCAAAUACUUUAGUCGAAUUUUGUUUAACUGAUAUUAAACUUUGUAUUGGUUCUCUACAAAUAAAAUCUCUUGGUAAUUUUGAUUAUCUUCUUGAUAAUGAUCCUAAUAUGAAUAUUUAUCCAAAUAAAUAUAAUGCAUCACGUGUAUUUUGGAGUACAAAAAAUGCUCAACAAAAAACAAUCUAUCAUUUAUAUAUAGAAAUUGAACAAACAUAUCAUAAUAAUAAAUUAAAUCAUCAAACAAUUGAAUAUCCAUUAUCAAAUGAACAAAUAUAUAUUCAACAAUUAUAUGAAAUAUGUGAAAAAUAUUUUAAUAAAUUUCAAACUAAAAAUUAUUCUCAAAAAAAACAAAUAAUUAAUUUAAAUAAUAAAAUUGAAAAAUUAACAUCAACAUCUAUUAAAUAUCAAACAUCAAAAUCUAUAUUAAAAAAUAUUAUUCGAUCAAGAAAUAAAUUUAAUAAUAAUGAAAAUAAUCUUCAAUUAAAUAAAUCUUCAUCAAUUAUAUCACAAGAAAAUUCUAAAACAAUAUCAAUUGAUACUAAAACUUUACGAAAUUUUUUUACAAAUAAUUCAUUUAAAUCAUCAGAUCAUUCUCGAUUUGCUUUAGCACUUGUACAAGCUCUUCAAAAUGUUGAUCAAUCAUUAUCAUCAGCAAAAAUACAACAACAACAACAAGAACCGAUUUUAAGUUAUUAUUUAUCGAAUCAAACAAGUAUUUCAUCCAACGAAUCAACAAUAAAAAAGAAUAAUGAUGUAUUAUUAGAUCAAUUAUUAAAGAAUAUAAAUCCAUCUCAACAAUUAAACAAUUCUCAACUUUCAUCUCAAUUGCAAUCAACAUCGACUAUUAAUAUUCAUAAUAAUUCAACAGAAACAUAUAUUCCACAAAUAGAUGGAAAUAUUGAUAAUGAUGAUGAAGAUUUUCUUAUUUGUUCUUCUCUAAUAAAUUCUUUAAUUGAACAAAUAAUAAAUGAAGAAUUAUUUCAUAUGAAUAAUAAACAACAUUCAAUUAAUUUAUCUCAUUUUCUAUCGAAUAAUAUUAAUUCAAAAAUAAAAUCAAUAUCAUCUAAUGAAUUAAUUCAUUAUUAUCAACAAUGGUUAAUAUCAAAAUAUGGUCGUAUAAAAUUUACAAUUAUUAGUGAUGAUGGAUAUAAAAUUGUAUCAGAUAAUUUAGAUGAUGCUUGGUUAACAAUUGUUAAUUUAGUACGUGAUUGUCGUGAUGAUAUGAAUUUAACACAUUUACCAAUGAGAAAUGAAGAAUUAAAUGGACAUCAUAUAUUUGGUUUAACAAAAUCAAUUAUUAAAAUAAUGUUAAAUCAAAUUUAUAUUAAUUCAUUAUUAAUAGAAAAACAAACUAAUACUAUUUUAUUACCAUUAUCAUCAUCAAAUAAAAAUAAUUCAAUAUAUUUUUUAAAGAAAAAAAAUUUAAAUAAAAAAAUUUUAUUAUCUAAUUCAAGAUUAAAUAUUUAUCAAAGAAAAAAUUCUCAACGUCAAAGAUUUAAUUGGUUAUUAAAUCCAAAUCGAAAAAUUGAAUAUGCAUUAAAAUCAUUCGAAAUUGAUGAUGCACUUGCAUAUGCAAGACGAAUUCUUCUUGAAGAAUGUUCAGUUAGUUUACGUCUUUAUUAUUUAUAUUAUUUUUCUCAACGUGCAUUAAUUGUUGGAUCAUCAUCUAUACAUGGUUGUGGUUUAUUUACAUUAAUUGAUUUAAUUGAAGGACAAAUGAUUAUUGAAUAUACAGGUGAAGUUGUUCGUCAAUGUCUUACAGAUAAACGUGAACGUGAAAAUGAAAAAAAAGGUUUUGGUUGUUAUAUGUUUACUGUUGAUUCAAUGAAUGUUAUUGAUGCUACACAUCAAGGAAAUAAAGCUCGUUUUAUAAAUCAUAAUUGUCAGCCAAAUUGUUUUGCAAAAACUGUUCUAUCCGGUGGUAUUAAACAUAUUAUUAUUUAUGCUCUUAUGAAUAUAACUCGUGGUUCUGAAUUAACUUAUGAUUAUUCAUUUCCUGAAGAAGAUAUCAAAAUUCCUUGCCAUUGCGGUACAAAUAAAUGCCGAAUUUAUUUAAAUUAA
This is a messenger RNA of Rotaria sordida, 4290 nucleotides long. The record is from the annotation of a GenBank genome assembly. Lineage: Eukaryota; Metazoa; Rotifera; Eurotatoria; Philodinida; Philodinidae.